CUAGUGGCCAUUUUCACUGCACACCACCUUACUUCCCUGCAACAAGAAAGAAGAUGGCCUCUCCUGUCAUUGAACCGCAGCCACCUCCGCCGAAGGUUGCCAUUAUCGGCGCGGGCGUAGCGGGUAUUUCCGCAGCGCGCGUUUUUCUGCACCACCCCGCGAAGCCCGCUGUUGUCGUGUUCGAAGCGGGCGGCGACGUGGGCGGCGUGUGGACGUACAACUACAGUGGUUUCGGGUUGCAAGUCCCCUCGCGCCUGUACGAAUUUCCGGACAUGCGGAACCCCUACGUUGCCGAUCACGAGUACCCGGACGGCCCGACGGUGCAGAAGUACAUUGCAGACUACGCCGAGAAAUUUGAUGUGACAAAGCGAAUUGAAUUUAACACCGUGGUCGUGAAGUUGGAACCGGGGGGCGAGGGGGAAUGUGGAUGGUUGGUCACCACAAAGAAUAACACCACCACGACGUGCGGGACUACUAGCUCGGGAAAUGUAGAUGAAGAAGGAGCAACCACGACUACGACUUUCUUCGACUACGUGCUUUGCUGCAGCGGAAUUUACAACCAACGCAACAAGGUGAUUCCAAGUUAUCCGAUCGUUUCGGUUUCCGAGAGUAAGAACACUGGAAUAAAAAUGUCGACCGAAAUAAAAAUCGAACCUUCUUGUUCCACUUCCACCUGCGAUAACACGACCAUCCCAUCCAUCGUGCACUCCGUGGACUUCACUGACAGUACAAUCGCGACCGGAAAAAACGUCCUCGUCGUCGGCUACGGCAAAUCCGCAUUUGACUGUGCCCAAGCGGCUUCCCGCGCGGGGGCGCUCUCCACGUCGCUCGUGUUUCGACAGGCACACUGGCCCGUCCCGCGGAACAUUUUAGGUUUCCUGCCCUUCGAAUACGCGACGUUCUCCCGGAUCGGAAGUGGGCUCCUACGACCGAGGUAUCCCUGUUCUGCUGCCGCGGGACCCUCCUCAUCCUUGUUCGGCAAGAAGUCUCUCGGCGGGAUUUCCUUGGGUCUCCUUCCCUCCUCCAGCACUCCAAAAGUUUUGGGCAACAUCUUCCGAAAUUUCGGAUCUCUUUUGACGCAAUGCUGGCACCGCUUUUGCGAAAGCCUGUACAAAACUGUGCACGACAGCAAGAUCGGCACAUGGCUGCUCAUGAACGUGUGGAACAAGGUGAUUGCGAAUGUGUUCGCGUUGCAGAUGCGGUUUUUCAACACUGGCAGUCUCCUGCGCCCGCGCAGGUCCUUCACCGACGAUUUCUGGUCCGGUCACGGCGUGCUACCGCGGCCGGAUUUUUUCACCGACAUUCACAACGGCGCCAUCAAACCCAUCCGCGGCGAGAUCAAGGGCCUGAAGCCGGGGAAGGAGGUCCUGGUCGCGGAAUUACAUGACGAGUUGACACACGAUGAAGACGUGAGCUACACCACAAUCCCCUGCGACUUGAUCAUUCUCGGUACCGGUUUUCACCAGGAUUGGAGCUUUUUUCCAACCGAAUUCCAAAAAACCGUUGAUCACGAUGGUCUGUGGCUGUACCGCAACAUGAUUCACCCCGAUUUUCCCAAUCUCGGCUUUGUCGGCAGCAACGUGACCACGUUCACUAACAUCACCAACCCCGGGAUCCAGGCCCGCUGGCUAGCGGAAAUGUGGUUCACCGAAGCGCGGAGUCGGGACUUGCUGAAAGAGGGAACAACAACAGUCGGAGCACUAGCGGGCGAAGAAAAUGGUCACCAGAACACUAUCGUGAACCUGAAAGUCACAACGAAUCCGACGCAGGCCCUGCCCGACCGCGAAGUGAUGCGCGACGCCAUUGAGCAGACGAAAGCCUGGAAACGCGCUUCCAUGCCGUACGCCGGGAAGGCGCGGGCGUACAUGAUUCAGACCCACCACAUCCACUACUUUGACGAACUUUUGACCGAUUUGGGCAUCAGCACCUACCGGAAAGGGAAUAUUUUCAAGGAGAUGUUUGAGCCGUACCGGCCGCGCGACUACGGCGACGUGGUGUCCGGGGAGUACUUUGAGAAGCUGGAACCGGUGAUGCUGUUGGAAACAACUGUUGCCGCAGCUGGAGAGGAAGUUGCGGCAGUAAAACAGGCUGAGGUCGUGGUCCGUGUUGCAGAAAUGCUAACUGAGCAGGUGAAUAAGCACCAGAGCGAGUUGGUCGAAGCAGAGAAGAUCCCGUUGCAUAAAUCGAAAUCAUCUUGUGCGGACGAUUUUUCCAGAAAGUGCAGUUUGACGUCGACCGCUGCAAGCAGAUCCACGGCGGUCCUCAGUAUUUUCAGUGCUGACGGGGAUCUUUUGGAAGAGGGAACCGCGGAUGCGGAGCCCAUUGCCUCGCGAACUACGGAGUCCUACGCGGACACAACCUGUGCCGGGGCGUGAACCGGGAAUCGGUCAAGUGUGCAAUAGCCGUUUUUGGAGUUUUGUUUGUUUCAUGAUGAAAAGAAUGACGGCGACGGCAGUAGAAGUAGUGAUUUUUUCGGCAAUUUCGUGCUGAUAUAAUUCAGCAACUGACGCGGUACGCGAAAUUUUUUUUGAAUACGCUAUUUACCUGCUUCGGGUUCGAACACGCAAAGCUGAAAAUUAAUACUAACCAUCAAUAGAAGAUACAACUAAAGACAAUUGAUGACCAUGAACAACAAAGACGAAGACGCUAUCUUGUUUCCCUCGAUGCCGUUGCCGUUCUCGGUUUGAUGUCUUUGUGUUGAAUUCCGAAACCUUUCUCCCCGACAAU
Molecule: messenger RNA, 2727 nt
Organism: Amoebophrya sp. A120
Lineage: Eukaryota; Dinophyceae; Syndiniales; Amoebophryaceae
Source: the annotation of a GenBank genome assembly